Molecule: messenger RNA, 1623 nt
Organism: Brugia malayi
Lineage: Eukaryota; Metazoa; Nematoda; Chromadorea; Rhabditida; Onchocercidae
Product: GDSL-like Lipase/Acylhydrolase family protein
Exons: 12
Coding region: 1-1623 (540 amino acids)
Biological process (GO): phospholipid metabolic process
Molecular function (GO): glycerophospholipase activity
Source: RefSeq, a predicted model, not a curated record
AUGAAUACUUGCAGAAUAGGUAACAGUGUGAUAUUUUUUUAUUUGGCGCUUCUGUCAUACACUAUAGAAACAUUCGGAUAUUUAGUCAAUGCACCAUCGGGCAACACUAAAAAUUCUGUGAAUGAUUAUCCCAAAGAUGCAUCAAAAUUUAUCUCCACACCUCAGCAAGAGAUGGGACAGCCUGGAAAGCAUUUCAAGGGGAGGAUGAUAGAAGAUGAUCGUCGUGUUCAUACUAGUAAAUCGGAAGAGGACAACGAAGGGGAAAAGGAAGAUGAAGAGAUUCAUCCAAAUGACAGUGAUCUAAGCGAAGAAAUGGAUAAUGAUGAAAUCAAUUCAAAUUUAUCUCCGGCACAACUUCACGAUUCGCUGGGUUCGGAAGAGCCGCAAAAUGAUGCUGUUUCCUUUAUUCAUAAUUCAUUCAUUAGUAGGAAAACAUUCAGUUGUCCAAAAAUCAAAAAUGAUUUCGUGACUGGUACAGAUACGGGUGAUUUGAGUCCGGAGGAUAUCGGAAUCAUUGCUGCAAUGGGUGAUUCCCUUGCCACUGGAACAGGAUUAUGGCCUCAAACGGAUAUCGAAUUUCGUGGGGCUGCAUUUCCAAUAGGUGGUGAUGCAACCAUUGAUGGACUUGUUACUAUUGCUAAUAUACUUCGCGAAUUUAACGAUAAAUUGAUUGGUGUAUCACACGGAAUGGGUACAAGAUUUCAGUUACCUUAUCACCAAUUAAAUGUUGCGGAAAGUGGUGCUACUACGUCCAGUAUGCCUUUACAGGCAAAAGAGUUAGUCAAAAGGCUCAAAGCAUUACGCGAAGUGGAUGUCAACAAUGAAUGGACAUUGGUUAUUAUUACUAUUGGUACUGAAGAGAUUUGUAAAGUUUGUCAGGCUCCUGAUUACAAUGCUCUCUUAGAAUCAUUGCUGAUCUUGAAUCAAGGCAUCCAAAAUGCGCUUGUGGUACUUCUUGGACCUAUCCACGUCUCAUCCUCAUAUCAUCGAGAAGCUAACUUACUUAAAUCUCGUUGUACUUGUUUCAAAGAGAAAUCGGAUGAGGUCAUGAAAGAAUUAAAUAAGCAGUGGACUGAGGCAUUUCUUCGGCUGCAGGCCCAUUUUGAACAACCAUAUAUCAAGCGACAAAAAUUUGGACUUCUGACAUUGCCAAUGCUAACGGUUACAUCUCGUUAUCCAUCUUCAUUGUUUAUUCCAAAUCGUCCACUUUUGAGUCGUAAAGGACAUACUUAUGCUACCAAAUGGUUAUGGAAUCGGUUGAUGACUGGACCUACCUACAAUCUUUCAUUAGCUGUACUUUCUGAGGACUCAUACUACUGUCCAUCGAUGGGAUGUCCGUAUUUUCGAACACCAGCAAAUCGACAGUAUUGUCGACUACUUCGUCAUGUCGAUGUCAAAAAUCAAGACGAAGAAACUGCAUUAGGAAUUGAUAGACCGAUGAGGAGGUCAAGAGAAAAACUGUAUACAACAGCUGGUGCUGUUGUGCUCAUUUCUUUUCUCACCGUAUUGCUCAUUGGUACUUUACUUUACCAAAAGAGUAAAUAUGAAAAACGCAUUAGGUACAGGAAAAGUUUAUACGAAGACAAGGAAGGAGUGUUCGAUUCACUAACAUCCAGGAACUGA